GUUGGCCAGCGUCUGUGUGUGUGUGUAUGAGCCAGAAUAUAGCAGUGCACGUUAGUGUCGCUUCAAGCGUUAGGCCUUAGGCUAACCCAUCUGCUUUUAAUAGCUCCAAAAGUUUGCUAAGGAUCGAUACGCGGCACAGGCGGCACGACACGACACUGCGCGGGGCUAGUGGGAGCGGCGUGCCUGGCGGCUGGCUUCCCCAGUAGGCCCGAUCCGUGCCACCAGCUACGUGAUCGAGACGAGCGAGUGCGCGUCCGGAGAACCGUCCUUUGGAACCGACCACUGAGUCAGGGUGUGACCGGACCAUCUCUCUAUCGGCAAUGGGACGGACGGCGAAAGGCAACACAGACGAACAGGAGAUUGGCGAGGCGCGAAAUUUCGGCCUACCGGACAUGCUGUACGAUGUGGCGGCCCGGGUAGCGACGACGCGCGUUGGACAGUUCGCGUACAAGCGCGUGGACAAUCUGCUGUGGACGGUCGAGAAAACGGCCCGCUGGUCACUGCCGCAAUCGUUUCCGGCGGAGGUGGGAUUGGCCGCCACGAGGGCGUCGGCCCCCGGCGGCGACGAUGAAGACCUGAAGGCCAGCAACAUCUCGGGCCCACCGCUCGUACGGCCACUACCGUGGUUGCUCUUUCUCCCGGCGCUAAUCCUGUUGCGCAUGAUCCGCACGACGCUGUCCGUAGCCACGCUGGCGAUCGGCCGUGGCCCGGUGCUUCCUUCGGCGAUGGUUGGCUUCCUGCAGAACAAGCGCCGCAAACUACGUGCCCUCAAGUACCGAGGGCAGCGGCUUCAGCGUAUCCGAAAGGUUGAACGAGAAGGCGGCCAGCAGCGGGCCACGUGGUUCGAGCGAUUUCGCACACUCGAACCGCUCCGAAUGCUGCUCUGCUCCUCGCGACCGUACGUGGAUGCCAACUCAGACGUGGCGCACGCCAUCGUGUUCCGGAAGGAUCGACCGACUCACCGACCGAAACGCACCGCCGCAAAGAAGCGCAGCCUGAACCAGCGGGAGGCGGACAGCGACGGAGAAACCGGCAGCGAUCACGAUUCCUGCGAGGAUGCAAACUGCCAGGAGUUGCUGGAAAAGUACGCUCACGUGGCCGACGAUUCCAGUUUCAACGUUGAGGAUGUGACGUCGGCCUCCGAUACCACGGACAGCUGCGCUUCCGACGUUGAGCCAUCGCCGAAGAAAAAUAACGUCGAAACAGGACCUGCGGCCGAACAGCACCAACAAAAUGGCGGACAACACAAGGGCCACAGCAACAGCAAGAGCGACCUCGAAUCGCCAGUGGCAAAGGCCGACGAGCCGAGUAAAGUGCCACCGUCCAAGAGUAUGGACGCCGCCAACCGCUCCAAAUCAGCGACUGGCUUGGAAAACUCAUCCGCUACGGCGGCCACGUCGAGCGAUGCCAAGCUGACCAGCUCCUCCUCGACGCCCUCGAAAAGCAUUCCGAAUCUGUCCAGCUCGCCGGAAAACAACGAAAAUAAACCGCUUAACCAGAACGUUCCGGGAAAAGCGUCAUCAUCAUCGUCGCCCCAGUCCGGCCGCAAGAUAGUAGCUGUGGCUCCGGCAACCAAGCAGUCCCCGAGCGCCGCACAGGCUGAUGGUAGUCGAAGCAGCAGCGUUCAGCAGCAGCAGCAUAAGCCAGCCAGAUCACAGCCGGUAGCCACAACAACGCAGCAGCAGCAGCACCAGCAACACCAGCUGCCGCAACAGCAACCAUCGCAACAAUAUUUUAGUAAUGGCGGCAAAAAUCGGCCCAAAAAGCCCACGAACCACUCGGUCGCGUAGGUCUCUCGGUCCAGGAGUGGAUUGCUUGUUUUGUAUAAAAGUUAUAUGUUUCUUUCUCUCUACACUACACACACGCAACACGGUAAAAAUGUUCUAUUGGUGUAAGCGUUGUGAAAACAGGGUGUAAUAUGUUAUCUUAUCAUUGUGUUCUA
Molecule: messenger RNA, 1942 nt
Organism: Anopheles cruzii
Lineage: Eukaryota; Metazoa; Arthropoda; Insecta; Diptera; Culicidae
Gene: Jabba
Product: zinc finger protein rotund
Exons: 5
Coding region: 321-1790 (489 amino acids)
Source: RefSeq, a predicted model, not a curated record